Messenger RNA from Trichophyton rubrum CBS 118892, 855 nucleotides. Its product is annotated as orotidine 5'-phosphate decarboxylase. Gene Ontology annotation, cellular component: cytosol. Bases 25 to 855 code for a protein of 276 amino acids. Gene Ontology annotation, molecular function: orotidine-5'-phosphate decarboxylase activity. The transcript has 2 exons. Lineage: Eukaryota; Fungi; Ascomycota; Eurotiomycetes; Onygenales; Arthrodermataceae. The record is from RefSeq and is a predicted model, not a curated record. Gene Ontology annotation, biological process: 'de novo' pyrimidine nucleobase biosynthetic process; 'de novo' UMP biosynthetic process.
CGAGGGACAAACGACAAAGGCACGAUGGCGUCGAGAUCUCAGGUCUCGUACGGGGACCGUGCAAAGACACACCCGAACCCCCUUGUGCGGCGGCUGUUCGAGAUCGCAGAGCAGAAACAGUCCAACGUCGUCGUCUCCGCAGAUGUCACCACCACGAGCGCAUUGCUAGACCUGGCCGAGCGCCUCGGACCGCACAUGGUCGUACUCAAGACACACAUCGACAUCAUCACUGAUUUCUCCCCGCAGACAGUCGAGGGCCUCAAGGCCGCCGCUCAGAAACACAACUUCCUCAUCUUCGAGGACAGAAAGUUCGUCGAUAUAGGCCACACAGUCCAGAUGCAGUACCAUGGUGGCAGCCUACGCAUCUCCGAAUGGGCGCAUAUCGUCAACUGUGCCGUGCUAGCGGGGUCAGGCAUUGUCGACGCUCUAGCGCAGAUAUCUUCCUCGGGCGUAUUCCCUUACCCCGCUGGCGAGAGGGGACUGUUGAUUCUCGCCGAGAUGACUUCCAAGGGCUCAUUGGCAACGGGCGAGUAUACGAAGCUGUCGGUUGAGAUGGCCAGGAGACAUGCUGGGUUCGUCAUGGGGUUCGUGGCUACGCGGUCCCUGGGCGAUAUCGAGACAGAGACUGAGCGCAAGGCCGAUGAAGACUUUGUGCUAUUCACCACGGGUGUCAAUCUUGCCUCGAAGGGUGACCAGUUAGGCCAGCAGUAUCAGACUCCCGAGUCGGCUGUGGGCAGAGGGGCGGACUUUAUCAUCUCGGGGAGAGGUAUCUAUGCUGCUCCUGACCCUGUGGAGGCCAUAAAGCAGUACCAAUCUGCCGGCUGGAGUGCAUACCUCAAGCGUAUAUCCAGAUAA